UGACAAUAAAGAUCAAGGCAUAUUUAAAUGACACAAUAAUAUCCUGGUUUUGGAGGAUUUGUAUACUUAGAUUCGCUUACUCCGACAGAGGAGCAAAAAUUGCUCAGCAGCCUUUUCAUCUACAAUUUAACAACAUUUUCUAAGCAGGAUCAAAAGUAUCAGUCCUGAUUUUGUUUCAUUUUUCGUUACACAAAUGGUUCAAGUAUUUUGUCACAAAAAUCCAUAUCCAUUUUAUAGGUAUCACAAAUCAACGCUUAUUAUUCAUUGAAAAAUAAAGCGGAUAAUUUUAAUAUACUUUGUAUUGUGGAAUCUAUCAUUGGUGGUCUUAUGCUUGAACAACCUAAUAAUCCUAUUGAAUAUAUUAAAAAUCGUUUAAUUGAUACAAAACGUAUACAAGAACAUGUUAAACUACAUAAAGAAUUAUAUAUUUGGCCACAUCAUCCAAUAUUAGAUUCAUCCAAAUCACUUACAACUAAUGAACAUCAUAAAUUUCUUCAAAAUUGUUUCUAUCAUCGUAUAAAACGUUUACAAGAAGAUAAAUUGUUUCUUGAAAAUGAAUCUAAACCUAUUGAAACUACAAAUCCAUUAUUUUCAUUAACAGAACUUGAUUUAAAUUCAUAG
Schistosoma mattheei is the source of this 621-nucleotide messenger RNA. The record is from the annotation of a GenBank genome assembly. NCBI's taxonomy places the organism in Eukaryota, Metazoa, Platyhelminthes, Trematoda, Strigeidida, Schistosomatidae.